AUGUCAGAGCGGCUCCCACAAGAACUUCAGAUUGACAUCCUGGUAAGACUACCCGUGAAAUCACUUUUACGAUUCCAAUGUGUUUCCAAAUCGUGGAAAUCUUUGAUCCGUAGCACUGAUUUCAUAUCCAUGCACACCAAGCACAAUGAGAGCACCAACAAUUAUGCUCACUUAGUUCACGGGUGCUUAUAUUGGACAGGCAAGAAGGAGGAGAAAGACUUCAGAUGUAAAUUACAGCAGUUCGAUAAUUUCUUCUGUGAGUUUCAAAAAAUUGAAUUUCCAUCUCAGACUGAAGAUAUAUGUUUUGGAGAAGUCCUUGAGUGUAAGGGAUUGCUACUUUUGACCAAUCGAUCCGUAUUUGACGGUGAUCGUUUUGAACCCUUUAUUCUAUGGAACCCUGCAGCUAGAAUGAGUAUGGCUCUCCCUACACCUUGCAUUGAUAUACCCAACCACAACUACUAUACUCACGGGUUCGGUUUUGACGAUAAAAGCAAUGAUUACAAGGUGCUGAGAAUGGUGUAUGGACAUAAUGGUAGAACGAUGGCGGAACUGUUUAAACUCCGUACAGGCGCUUGGGAGAGUGUUAGUGCCAUCGACGACUUGCACUAUGUUAUACCUGAAACUGAAGAUACACGCCCUUUGCAGGCUUUCGUAAAUGGGGCUACCCAUUGGGUUGGAUAUCAUUCGAGAUUUAAGUGGAACGCCGGCUCUGAAGAAUUGGUGGCCCUGUUGUUUGAUAUGUCUGACGAGGAAUUCCGAGUGAUGAAGCUUCCGGAUGUUAUAACUAUACGAGAAUUCUAUUCUAUAUCUCUUGGGGUCUCUGGUGGAUUGCUCUCUGUGAUGCAUUAUAAUGGAGAACGUGGCAAUGGGAGUUAUAAUGGUUGUUGCAUUUGGUUGAUGAAAGAAUAUGGCGUAAUAGAGUCUUGGACUAAACAAUGCAAUAUUGAUUUAAGGAAUGGGGGAGGGUUGUGGCAGACAAUCAGUUUUAGGAACAAAAGAGUUUUGCUUCUAACUGUGAGCAAGAGAAAAAAGCUGGCCUUAUAUGAUCGCAAGACCAAUAGACUCCUUCAUCUUGUAAUUAGAAGUAGGAGCUGUUUGAAUAUUAUGAAUACAUACGUAGAAAGUCUAGUUUUACUCGAUCAAGUAAAUGCUGUGCCAGAGGCCCAGAGUACUAGACUUUUUCAAGGGGAAAGGAUGCGGCUCACAGAAUGGCUCGAAAAGGCUUAG
This is a messenger RNA of Alnus glutinosa, 1227 nucleotides long. Its product is annotated as F-box/kelch-repeat protein At3g23880-like. The transcript has a single exon. NCBI's taxonomy places the organism in Eukaryota, Viridiplantae, Streptophyta, Magnoliopsida, Fagales, Betulaceae. Bases 1 to 1227 code for a protein of 408 amino acids. The record is from RefSeq and is a predicted model, not a curated record. Gene Ontology annotation, molecular function: protein binding.